AUGGGCCCCUGUACCGCCUCCUCAUGCUGCUGCCAGGCCCGUAAUCUGCCAUGGGCCCCCGUACCGACUCCUCAUGCUGCUGCCAGGCCCGUAAUCUGUCAUGGGCCCCUGUACCGCCUCCUCAUGCUGCUGCCAGGCCCGUAAUCUGUCAUGGGCCCCUGUACCGCCUCCUCAUGCUGCUGCCAGGUCCAGAGUGUGUCAUGGGUCCCUGUACGGCCUCCCAUUGCUGCUGCCAGGCCCAUAAUCUGCCAUGGGCCCCCGUACCGACUCCUCACACUGCUGCUGCCAGGCCCGCAAUCUGUGCUGGCACCUGUACCACCUCCUCAUUGCUGCUGCCAGGCCAGAAUCUGUCAUGGGCCCCUGUACGGCCUCCUCAUUGCUGCUGUCUCAUCGCCACAAUCUGUCAUGGGCCACUGUUCAGGUUCGCCUCACAUGCUGCUGCCCAGGGUUCCAUUUGUGUCAUAGGUCCCUGUACG
Staurois parvus is the source of this 476-nucleotide messenger RNA. The record is from the annotation of a GenBank genome assembly. Lineage: Eukaryota; Metazoa; Chordata; Amphibia; Anura; Ranidae.